CCAAUCAUUAGUUUGUUUUCUGGAAGCGUCUGUUUGCUGACGAAAUGCCCAUCUCUUGUACUACAAAUUCUUUACCCAGCCCUCAGAGUUUUCAAUAGUUAAGAGAUUUAUCCACACCACACUGAGGGCAGCGAUUGCUAAAUCAUUGUAAAAUUUGGACUCCGAAACGGUAAACUCCAGUCAUCAAUCAUGUCAUCUGAUACUGCUGUAGUUCCAUGCAACCAUCAAAUGGACAGCCCAGAUUUCAUUAGAGACCUGCUCCCUGCUGCAGAGAAGACAGCCCUGCUGUACAACAUCUCCUACCUCUGCCUGGCCAAAUUCCCCUCUCUGGAGAGAAUCAUCAGAGCCAAUGCUGUUGAGGCCCAAAUGCUGUUCUCCUCCUCUGAGGCUCUGCUGCUGCUGUGUGUUAGCACCAGUGACAACAUGGUCAAGACAUUAUUCCCUAUGCUGAAGGCUGCUGUGGAGAAAGAUAAGCCAGUAGUUGCCAUCAAAUUCCUGAUGAAGGCCAAUCAGUGGAUCCAUGAUAUCAUCAAAGAAGUUGAAAAAAUAGUAGAAGCCUACAAGAAUCUCAACAAUGGGGUGGCGACCGCCACCAGCGAUGUUAUUUACACCAAAGCCAAAACAGAGGACAAGAAUAAACAGCUGACCAAUGAAGAGAAUAUCCUGCAGAAUGCUGUUGACGAAUACAAUAGGAAGCUAAGUGUCAUCCAGUCAGAUCUGACGGAGGUCAAUAGAAAAAUCAACGAUGCUGAUACGGAGCUGCGUGAGUUGGUUAACAGCAUUACCAGUAGAAACAAGAAGAUUGGCAUAGUGGCUGCUGUGGUUCCCUUCAUAGGAUUAAUCACCGAUGCUAUCCAGAAGAUAAUCAAUGACCCUACUGAUAGUGCAGCCAUUGAGUUGGCCAAGAACAAGAUGAAUCAGCUUCAGCUGGACAAGACCCGUUUGAGUAAAAACGAAUGGGAGGCCCAAACGGAGGCGAUGAAACACCAGAUGGAGCUGACCAGAGCCAAAUUUGACCUGGGUUCUGUUCCUGAUCCUGUCCAUCUGGCUGAGGUUCAAAUCUGCCUGACCCGGAUCCAGGAGAUUCUGCUGCAACUCAAAAGCUUCUGGGAGAAGAUCGGAGUGAUGGUGACCAACCUGCAGCAGAAGACCUUUGCUGGGGAAGACCUGAUUGAUGAUCUCUCAGAAUUUAAGGAGGAGUUCUUGGAUUCAUUGAAAGUAGCUGAAGAGGCUUGGAACACGUUUAGUGGGAGAUGCCAGAAUGUCAUGGGCAUGUUUAGUGUCCAGUCAAAGGAUGCCUACAAGUUCCUGGAGACCAGCCCAUCAUCUCUCACCCAGGAAGAGUGGCAGGAAAUGUAUGAUGCUGUGACAGCCAAACUGUAUUCCUUCUACCCUGCCCUCGAGGCCAAGCAGGCCUUUGAGGACCAGCAGGACAUUGAGGACCAGCAGGACAUUGAGGACCAGCAGGCUGCAAAAAGUAAUUAAUGUUUGCAUCCACUGUCACCAGGUUAACAUUAAAGGAGUUUUGUUUUGUUGGUCUUAUAUUGACAUUGGUGACAAGUAGGAUUUGUGGGCAUAAUUAGUAGUUCACAUGCUGUUAUGAGUAACUUUCCAUUAUUUGUUGAUCAUUGUUGAUUAUUGUGUUGUGCUUUUAUUAGAGCUCAUCAUCUACUAUGCUAACAGUAUAAUACCAAACUGGCUAUUGUUCACCUUUCUUCUUGGAGUAUACUAAUGUUGUGGGUAGCAGGCAGGUUUUAAGGCUUCUGGUCUGUUCAAAGACUUCAAUAGUUUAACUUUGUGCAGAGCUUUCAGGAAUAUGAACUGAUCUAUAUACAUAUGUAUACGCUACAGUAUUCAUAAGUAAUCAUGUAUAAUCACAAUGUAUGUUAUUGGUAUAUCAGUAUGUCAGUUUCAGUAUACUAUCACGUAUAAUUAGUUUAGAGCCAUAGAGGUGGAGUUUAGAGCCAUAGAGGAGGAGUUUAGAGCCAUAGAGGAGGAGAUUAGAGUCAUAGAGGGUCUUAAUUGUACUUUCUUCUGUUCUCU
Messenger RNA from Oncorhynchus mykiss (rainbow trout), 2043 nucleotides. RefSeq lists its product as uncharacterized. NCBI's taxonomy places the organism in Eukaryota, Metazoa, Chordata, Actinopteri, Salmoniformes, Salmonidae. The record is from RefSeq and is a predicted model, not a curated record.